AUGGCACUUCAUGCAUGUGGUUCAGACCAUGGUAAGGAAGAAAAAACCCUUUGCUGGCACGUUUUUAGUGAUGAGGGCGUGGCUGACCACGAAUAUGUCAAUUUUAGGAACCAUGAGCGCAUUGCCAAUAAAGCAAGGGCACUGAAACUCGUCUCUCGCAACACAACCAUUCCCGUGCCCAAGCUCCUCGACCAUGGGGUCCUACCAGACGGACGCCAGUACUUGAUCACGGAGUACAUCCACGGUAUACUCCUCAGUCAACUUUCCAGUCAAGGUUGCUUGAGUCCAGAGGGAAGCAAUCAUACAGAAAGUACAGACAGCACCCCAUGUGGUAUAUGCCGAACACAAGCCUACAGAAACGCUCUGAAGUUGAUCAAUGGCGUUGUUUUACCACAGUUGGCUGAAUUGAAAUCUAAUGAACGCGGUAUUGAAGGAUUUGUUAUGCCUCCAUCCUGGCUAAGCCUAGGUCAGCCUCCGUGGAAAGGCAAACAACAAUGGGAGACCUUACCUCUGGAAAACAAUGACUACGUUUUCCAACAUGGUGAUAUUGCAGCUAACAACAUCAUAAUGGACCGACAAACUCUCCAAGUUCGGGCUUUAAUUGACUGGGAAUUCGCCGGGCAUUUCUUAGAAGGAACGGAAAGAUGGCCUGGAACACUGGAUGCAUCUGUCUACAACCGGCGUGGCCAUCAACUAGCCGGCGCGAUAGCGAAGUACCUUCCUAUAGACUACCUGGCAUGCUACGACCAGUGGGAAGACAAAGCAAAAUUGGCGGAACUAAUCCAAAAUGGAGAACUUCCGGCUCCUGAUCCACUGAGAAAGGCUUACAAGAGAGAUUGA
Molecule: messenger RNA, 840 nt
Organism: Fusarium sp. VM40
Lineage: Eukaryota; Fungi; Ascomycota; Sordariomycetes; Hypocreales; Nectriaceae
Source: the annotation of a GenBank genome assembly